AUGAAAAUGAUCUCAGUAAACAGAUUCAUCUUAUUUAUGUUGGCUACAUGCUUGUUUUUAACCUCAAAAACCAUUUGCCUUGAUGAAUCGUUAAUGACCAACUUUCAGACCAAACAAGAAUACAGUGAUGACAACUACUCUGAGUCGGGUGAAGACAUUACAGAAGAAAAGCAGAGAAGUAUGAACCUUGAAGAACUGAAAGACUGAGAGCUAAAGAACAUCAUUAAGAUGACUACGCCAGCUGUGAAGAAGGUGCCCCAUUCAGUUGCUAACUUGCCGCUGAGGUUUGGCAGAAACUUUCAAGAGGAAAGAAGUAUCAAACCUGCAGCCAACCUGCCGCUCAGAUUUGGAAGGGCAUCUUCAGGAAGCUUUCGGAGGCACACCCUUCCUUACUCACGCAGGUUCGAGAGAGUUCCUUUUGUUCAAAGCCCCUUCCAUACUCUUGCCAACUUGCCACAAAGAUUUGGGUGAUCUCUCUUCGGCCUUCCUCAAGAGGCCCAAGAUUCUGAUCGAGACAAAAAUAAGUAA
This is a messenger RNA of Sceloporus undulatus (fence lizard), 528 nucleotides long. It is a transcript of the gene NPVF, whose product is annotated as neuropeptide VF precursor. NCBI's taxonomy places the organism in Eukaryota, Metazoa, Chordata, Lepidosauria, Squamata, Phrynosomatidae. The record is from RefSeq and is a predicted model, not a curated record. The transcript has 2 exons. Gene Ontology annotation, molecular function: signaling receptor binding. Gene Ontology annotation, biological process: negative regulation of gonadotropin secretion; neuropeptide signaling pathway.